Molecule: messenger RNA, 858 nt
Organism: Aspergillus terreus NIH2624
Lineage: Eukaryota; Fungi; Ascomycota; Eurotiomycetes; Eurotiales; Aspergillaceae
Product: carbohydrate esterase family 5 protein
Exons: 3
Coding region: 1-858 (285 amino acids)
Biological process (GO): carbohydrate catabolic process
Cellular component (GO): extracellular region
Molecular function (GO): cutinase activity
Source: RefSeq, a predicted model, not a curated record
AUGAAGGCCACCUUCUUUACUCUUUCUCUUCUCGGCAGCGCCUUGGGUGCACCGACCAAGACCAUCGAGAACCGACAACUCGGCGAUCUUUCCUCUCUAGGUACCAGCAGUGGGCUGGGCUCCCUGGCCUCGCUCUUCCCCAUCCCAUCCGGUCUCUCUGGACUGGGAGGCCUGGGUGGACUCGGCAACUUGUUGGGUUCCGGCUCCUCCACUGGUUCCAUUCCCAGUUUGGGUAAUCUGGGUUCUCUGUUUGGGAGCAGCAGCAGCAGCAGCAGCGGAUCCGGCAGCGGCCUCAGCAGUCUGCUGGGCGGUCUGGGAGGCUCCUCCACUGCCAACGGCGUCACCGACAAAGACGCCUGCCAGCCGUUGACCUUUAUCUUCGCCCGCGGCACCACGGAGCUCGGUAACAUGGGCAACACCGUCGGCCCAGCGGUAGCUGAGAAGCUGAAGUCGUUGACAAACAACAAGGUGGUAAUCCAGGGGGUGGAUUACGCAGCCUCAGCUGCGGGCAACGCGGCAAUGGGCGCAGAAGGCGGCCCGCAAAUGGCCCAGCUCGUGCAACAGGCGCUGAAGCAGUGCGCCAACACAAAGGUCGUGCUCGGCGGAUACUCGCAGGGUGCGAUGGUCGUGCACAACGCGGCGAGCAAGCUAAGCAGCGGACAGGUAUCGGGCGCGGUGCUGUUUGGGGAUCCGUUCAGGUCGCAGGCUGUGGAGAAUGUUGAAUCCUCUAAGGUCAAGGAGUUUUGUGCGCAGGGUGACCCGGUCUGUCUGAAUGGGGCUAAUGUCAUAGCGCACAUUAGCUACGGGGCUGAUGCUGAGGAGGCGGCGCAGUUCUUGAUCAAGUCUGCUGGUGUUUAG